AUGUUAACUUCAAUUCAAAGUAAUCCAAAUACAACAGAAUAUAAUGAAUUCAUUAUAGAAUCUAUUCCAUAUAGAACUUUUCAACAGUAUACUAUUCAAUCGAAUGAUUUAAACAAACCAACCUUAAAUCAUCAUCAUCCUCCUCCUCAUCAUCAUCCUCCUCCUCCUCUUCAUCAUCAUCAUCCUCAUACUGAUAUUGAUAAUUGUACAUUAAAAUCUAAUUCAUAUUAUACAAAUCAUUCACUUGAUCUACAAUAUAAUAAUCAAUGUAUAGAUUUACAUAAGACCAUGCAGAAUGGAUAUAAUCGAAUGGAUUUUCAUAAGAAACAAUUAAGUACAAAUACUACAACUACUACUACUAACAAUACUACUCAGAAUACUACUACUAUUACAAAUACUACUAAUAAUAGCAAUAAUAAUGUUUCUAGUUCAUUACGGACACCUAAUUUAAUGACAUCAUCAUCAUCAUCAUCAUCAAUAAUAAAUCGAAUGGAUCCUAAAUUAAUACAACAGAAUCGUAUCCAUUUAGAUCAUCUAAUCUAUCAAAGUAAAUUAUUAUUCAUAUGGAAUCUAUUCAUUACAGUGGUAUUAAUUAGUUUAGGAAUUAGUUUCUAUUAUCAUUAUUAUUAUCAAUUUUAUCAAAGAAUACAAUUCAUUGAAAAUCAAUUAAUCAAUAAAUUGGAAUAUAUUGAUCAAAUCAAUAAUACUGAUCAUUUAGAUCAAAGUUUAUUAUUGAUUUCUGAUGAUGAAAUGAAUAGUGAUCAUAAGAAGAAUUAUUAUCAUAAUGAUAAUAAUAAUGAUCUGUAUUCAGUAAAGAAAUCUCUUUUAUUGAAAAGUAUACAGAGUAAUAGAUUAUGGCCUUCAGUGAAUAUUGAUAUGUUCCGGGAUAUUUGUCGUGGUCUUUCAGUCGAUUGUAAUGAAAUGAAAUUUUAUGAAGGUAAACCUGGACCUCCAGGACCCCCUGGUGAACCAGGGAAACCGGGACCACCAGGACCACAAGGGCCUAUUGGACCACCUGGACCACCAGGUCAACCCGGUACGCCAGGUGAACGAGGACCUCAAGGUGAAAUGGGACCUCAAGGACCACCUGGUCUACGUGGAUUAAUUGGUCUUCAAGGUCCAAAAGGUCCUCCUGGUCCAAUGGGACCACCUGGAAAAGAUUCUCCAUCUCAUACAUGUAAUGUAUUAUGUGAAAAAGAAAGUUAUCGAUAUGGUAAAGAAGAAUCAGCUUGUGAAGUGAAAUGUACAAAUUACAUUAAACGUAAAGAAGAAUCAACUUGACAUAUUCUUCUUUUAUAGGUACCAUAAUCAUUCUAUUCAUUUUUCCAAUACCGAUAUCCAGUUGAAGAUAAUUAAAACAUCA
Messenger RNA from Schistosoma mattheei, 1363 nucleotides. The record is from the annotation of a GenBank genome assembly. Lineage: Eukaryota; Metazoa; Platyhelminthes; Trematoda; Strigeidida; Schistosomatidae.